UCUUACAGCAAAAACCUACAAAUCAGCUCCAUUAAGAGUUAUCUAAGUGGAAUCCAAUUUUUCCACAAGCUCUUAUACGGUUCACCCUCACCCCAGAUAGCCAAUUCUCAGACCUCCCUACUCAUCAAAGGUAUCCAAAGAGCCCAUCCCAUCCGUCCAGACACCAGGCAACCCAUAACCUUACAAAUAUUGACCAAAUGUAUUUCUACCCUCCGCAGAGGUUAUCAUUCCAUUCACACCGCCCGCACGCUUGAUGCCAUGUUCAUCCUGGCUUUCUUCGGUUUUCUCAGAUGCUCUGAGCUCGCUAUCACAUCUAGCUUCAAUCCAAACAUCCACCCCACUUUCUCCGAUCUAGCAGUGCUGGAUGACGAAACCAUCUCUUACUUCAUUAAGCAAAGUAAAACAGACCAGACCAAGAAAGGCCAUUUCAUUUUUAUUUUCAACCUACAAUCACCCAUACUACCAUACCAAGCCCUCCUAGCCUUUGUCCAGCUCAGGAAAUCACAGUCCAAACUCCCAUCCGACCCCCUUUUUACAGACGACUCCAACCGCCCCGUCACUCGUUUCUGGUUUCAAAAGCACCUUAAAUCCAUUCUACUCCUAUCCGGUACCCCAGCUGAUAAUUUUUCCAGCCAUUCAUUCCGAAUUGGCGCAGCAACCACAGCGGCCCAAAAAGGCCUCUCCCAGCAGCAGAUACAAGCACUCGGUCGCUGGUCGUCAGAAGCUUUCAAGAGCUACAUUCGAUCGGACCGCUCCCACAUCAAGGAAGCCCACCGAACCCUCAUCGGCCAACCCCUUUGAUGUCAGUAUAGCCCCGGUCACUCAAACUUCAGACCCACCAUAGUUGACCCCCUUUUUCAUCACCUAAUCCAUCUAUAACGACCCAUCCCCACUCCAGCCAUCCCAGCAGCACCCACUCCCGCAGGAGCCAUACAUAAAUUCCCACACUGCCGCAGCAGUGCCCGCUCCCGCAGGAGCUUUUCCAUAUUUCCCCACUGCCGCAGCAGUUCCUGCUCCCGCAGGAACUUUGUUUCAAACUCUUCAAAUUAUCAUAGUCUGACAUAUACAAUAAUUGUGGAGAAAAAAUAAAUACAUUU
Messenger RNA from Sinocyclocheilus rhinocerous, 1097 nucleotides. RefSeq lists its product as uncharacterized. The record is from RefSeq and is a predicted model, not a curated record. Gene Ontology annotation, molecular function: DNA binding. Lineage: Eukaryota; Metazoa; Chordata; Actinopteri; Cypriniformes; Cyprinidae. The transcript has a single exon. The annotation marks the transcript as partial. Gene Ontology annotation, biological process: DNA recombination; DNA integration.